Molecule: messenger RNA, 3317 nt
Organism: Cyprinus carpio (common carp)
Lineage: Eukaryota; Metazoa; Chordata; Actinopteri; Cypriniformes; Cyprinidae
Product: vasoactive intestinal polypeptide receptor 2
Biological process (GO): cell surface receptor signaling pathway; adenylate cyclase-modulating G protein-coupled receptor signaling pathway
Cellular component (GO): plasma membrane
Molecular function (GO): vasoactive intestinal polypeptide receptor activity; peptide hormone binding; G protein-coupled peptide receptor activity
Source: RefSeq, a predicted model, not a curated record
GAUCUGAAGGAGGAGGAACAGUAUCAUCAGCCUCCCCCUCCCUCAGCGGACGCUCACGCGCUCAGCACUCCAGCACAGCGCACAUGGAUUCUGCGCGCUCACAAGUGUUUGCACCGGGCAUCUUGGCACAAGUGGCUUGUUUUCUUCUGCCUUGAAGGAUGACUUCCCGCUCUUUAUGCUGAGGACUGCUCGGAACUUACGCUAAGAAAGAAAUAUUAUUCAUGAAACCAGCAAGAAAUGAAGAUGAACCUUGUGAAUUGUUUGGCUCUUCUCUUAGUCUGGCACGCGCACGCGGUCAGCGCGAGACAUGCAAACUGUCAAUUUCUGUAUGAGCUGCAGAUGGCUGAGAAGGAAUGUAUGGGCAUGCUGGCAGACGAGCUGCCUCCGCACACUAAAGGUUGCAGGGGGAUGUGGGACAAUAUUUCUUGCUGGCAUCAUGCCGACAUUGGAGAGGUGGUCGUCAACACCUGCCCCACUGCCCUAAAAAAUUUGUUCACCAGAGAUGGCUUCAUUAACAGGAACUGCACUAUGGAAGGCUGGUCUGACGUGUAUCCCAGCAUCCACAGCGUUUGCUUUGAGCCCACCCCGAAUGCAACCAAGCUUGUUUUCUACACGGUGAUGAAGGCCCUUUACACACUCGGACACAGCCUCUCUCUCAUUGCACUCAUCACUGGCAGCACCAUCCUCUGUCUGUUCAGAAAACUCCACUGCACCAGGAACUACAUCCAUCUGAACCUGUUCUUCUCGUUCAUACUGAGGGCCAUCGCUGUGCUGGUCAAAGAUGCAAUUCUGUUUCCCCACGAGAAUGUAGAAUGUACAGAGCAGCCAUCACCGAUUGGUUGCAAGGCCAGCCUGAUCAUCUUCAACUACUUCAUCAUGGCAAACUUCUACUGGUUGCUGGUGGAAGGGCUCUACCUACAUACUCUACUGAUGGUCAUGUUCUCUGAGAACAGACACUUCAUUAUCUAUCUCCUCAUUGGCUGGGGAUUCCCCACCGUGUUCAUGAUUCCAUGGAUUGUGUGUAGGAUUUACCUCGAGGACACAGGAUGCUGGGAGAGAAAUGAUGUCCCGAUUCCCUGGCGGGUGAUUAACUGGCCAAUCAUGGCAUCUGUCAUUUUGAACUUUAUUCUGUUCAUCAGCAUCAUUCGAAUCCUGGUCCAGAAACUGAGGUGUCCUGAUGUCGGUGGAAACGAUCAGUCGCAGUACAGGAGGUUGGCCAAGUCCACACUUCUCUUGAUCCCUCUGUUUGGCAUCCACUAUGUUGUUUUCGUUUACAUCAUGGAAGGAAAUGGAGAGAUGGAAAACUAUAAAAUAUUCUUUGACCUUGGUCUGGGAUCUUUUCAGGGCUUGGUGGUUGCAAUUUUGUACUGUUUUUUGAAUAGUGAGGUCCAGAGCGAACUCAAGAGGAAGUGGCGCAGUUUGCGUUUAAAGCGGUACAUCGGUCGUGACUAUCGUCUGCACAGUACAUCCAUAUCCCGGAAUGGCACGGAAAACAUGACCCAAUUCCAUCGGAACUCCAGAGCUCAGUCUUUCCUACAGACCGAGACCACCGUGAUGUGAGACAUCCAGAAGCGGCGCUAUAUGAAUCACGCUCUUACUUCACUGCCCCUCAGCUAACAACUCAGUAUUUUUCAAAAGCUUUACGCUGAAGAGGACGAGGCUUUCUGAAGCAUGAGAUUGACAUGCAGGAGACACGAUGAGGACUCAGCAUCUCUGAGGCACAGUGCUGUAUUUCAGUAUACAAUGCAGAUCUCGUUUCAUAGCAAAUUUUGCAAUAAACCACCAAAAUAGCACAUUAAACCAAACCUCUGUGAGUGGGAUAGUAUCGGUGGCAUUAAAAACUGCAAUUCUGUUUUUUUUUUUUUUUUUUUUUUUUUUUAAUUGAAUGCAGAUUACAUAUAUAGUUUUUUAAAACUCUUUCAUUGCAUUAGGGUUCAGAUUAUAUAAUAGUGUUAUGUAAAUGCUACUUAAGGCCCACAGCAAUUUUCUUAGACGUUUAUGAAGACGCAGCGCUAUGCUAUCAACACAUGAAAACUCAACAAGAAAAUGUCUUGGAUGAAUGCAAGAAGUGGGUCACCUCAAUGCCAAACUCAAAUGUGAGGUUUUAUAAAGAGGACAUAACAGCCGGAGGUGUCCACGUUAGCCUGGGACUUAUUUCAGAAUAUGUCUUAUUUCAGAUACAUGUAGAAACUGAAAAGACAGUCGUACACUCAAAAGAAAGGUGGGGAUUGUAAGAAAAAGCAAAAAUUCUUGCACUGAUAUUGAUCUGUUCUUGUAUCUACAACAUUACAUAAUGCCAUUUUGUCAUUAUUCGACCACUGGGAUAUUUUUUCUUCAUUAUUUUAUACCUUGAAGAAAAGCCGCAGUGUGAAAAAGCAUGAACUGAGAUACAAGAUUAUACUUUUUCCAAGAUAUGUAUAUUGUAACAUGUGAAUGUAUUCAUUAUUCAUUAUAGUCUUACGAAUGAAAUGACAAAUAUGUGGCAUAAAUAUUUAGUUCGCCCACAAAAAAGAUGUGUGAUAAACCAAACCACGACUCGCUGUUAUUACUCUGCAAACUCUUUUAUUUCGUAUCCCACUGAUCAGUAAUUUCAAUAGGUGUUGACGGCGUUUUUGAUUAUUUUUGCUUUUGUGUUGCUCUGCCUCACAUUGUAAGGGGGGUUGGGGAAUUGUACAUUGCAAUGAAUCCUGCUGUCUAUGCUCUUUUCAUUCAACUGAAAAACAUAAUUGAUUUAGGUCAAGUGAACUGACAAAACAGCGAGUGUGAGGGCGUAUGAAAGUGACAUUUCAGUGUGAGCUGUGCUCUGCGAACAGAUUCUGGGAACUGCGGUCCAGAGACUUCACAAUGGGUUGGAGAGGAGAUCGGAUCUCUUACAGCCAGGCCUGAAGAGCAAGAGGCCCCCGGGACACCAUGUGCGAAGUUGCGUUCAUUUAAAAUGACACAGAUGCCAUGGGCAGGGGCAUUCAGCAUCAUUGUCAGACUGUCAAAUGGAGAAGAAAAGAUAACGCUUUAAUUAGAGCUGGCAGAAAGGAAUUGUGGGUUGUUUGAAUUAAAUAUUGAAGGAGGAUGACAGUAUGCCUUCAUUUUGAAAGAUGACCAUGGUUUGUGAAGAAUCUGGUGUGUUUGACAUGCAUUUAUGAUGUAAAAAAUACGUUCAAACAGAGGUCAUAAUGUUGGGCACUUCUUAUAUUUAACAAUCUGAAAUGUUUAAUUGGAAAAUUGUUCUCAGUUUUUGCAGUUCUUACAUUUUUGCUGAAUGUUUCUUGUAAACUGUAUUGAGAUUUUUCAUUAAAUGUGAAAGUUGUUUUUAAAUUGUA